Messenger RNA from Vicia faba (fava bean), 1560 nucleotides. NCBI's taxonomy places the organism in Eukaryota, Viridiplantae, Streptophyta, Magnoliopsida, Fabales, Fabaceae. The record is from the annotation of a GenBank genome assembly.
AUGUUUUCUCUCAACGCACCCUAUCUUUCGGUGUUUUAUCCCCAUUUAACCGUUUCUCUCUUUCCUCCUAUCUUUGUGUCUCUACCUUCUUCCAGGAGGGUGCAACGGGAGCCCGGUUUGAUUAUUAGGCGCGGGGGUUUUUCCAACAGGGGUUUGUGUUGGUCUUGUUCUCGGUUUUUGACGCGCUGUAAGGAUUGGGCUGGAGAUUUCUCGUCGUUGGAGGAUGAGAUUUUGGAGUUUAUGCAGAAAUCGGAGAACCCGGAUGCGUUUCCCACGAAGGAAGAGCUGGUUAAAGCUGGGAGAGCAGAUUUGGCUGAAGCUAUUGUGAAAGAAGGUGGGUGGCUUUCUUAUGGGUGGGAUUUGAAUGAUGGGUCUCUUGAAAGUGUUGAUUUUGAAGAGGAGAGUAGUAGUGAGAUUGAUGGGAAUGGAACUAGGGAUUCCGGGGUUGCUGCUUCUUCCUCUUCUUCUGGUUCUUCUCUGGUUAACUUUUCUCAACCAGCUGAACCAGUGGAAAUAGUAGUUGAGGAAUCUGGCAUUGAGGGUAUACUGAAUCGGCUGGAAAAACACAGAAAUAGUUCUUUUGGGCGUGGAUUCGGGGAGAAAGAAGAUGUCAUUUCACCCGAUAAUAAUAAUAAAGAUAAGGAUAAAUGGGAUCAUAGAACCCCAAUGGAUGGAGUAGCUGUCAACCUUCACAAUAGCAGUAAGCCAUCCUCGUUGAACCCAACAACCAGACCUCUAAGUAGUUCACAGAUCAAACUUGAUCAACACGGAUCUCAAAUUGGUUCUGAUAAAUCAAGAAACUCAAUUAAGCCAGAGACGUGGAGAAGCUGGGUUGUUCAGAGGACUGGUUAUUCAGAUGCAGAUUUUGAAGAUGCUGAAAUUGUUCCCAGCGAUAUUCAGAAAGGAGGUGUGAGUGAUGUUUCAGGACGACCUGAAAUUGUCAAAAUAGGAGAUUUUUCUCACGAGCCUGUAAACAGAGAAACCGGAUUAGAUGCAAAUCGCAAUGACAUAAAAUCCCGUAUCCAGCUUCUGGAAUCAGAGCUAUCCACAGUACUAUACUCAUUGAGGUCAAACACCAGUGAUGUUACAAUACUGACGGAGCAGAAGAGCACUUCUGAUAAUCUCGAAAAGCUUUCCGAUGCUUGGGAAUUCCAGGAAACUGAAAUCAUGAAUGCUCAAGCCAGAUUGCGUUCAUUACGUGCUAAGUUGGCAGUGUUAGAAGGAAAGAUGGCAUUGGCAAUAAUGGAUGCACAGAAGGCUCUGGAUGAGAAGCAGAAGAAGAUUGAUUAUGUCCACAAAGCUUUGAAACUUCUGAAGAGUACUUGUGUAGUAUGGCCUAAUAAUGCCUCAGAAGUAUUUUUAGUAGGAUCAUUUGAUGGUUGGUCUUCCCAGAGAAAGAUGGAGAAAUCAGAUACCGGUAUAUUUUCUGUGGUUUUACAGCUGUAUCCUGGAAAAUAUGAGAUCAAGUUCAUCGUUGAUGGUGAAUGGAAAAUUGAUCCAUUACGUCCGGUGGUUAACAACAAUGGAUAUGUGAAUAAUCUUCUUGUUGUUCAUGAUUGA